Molecule: messenger RNA, 1176 nt
Organism: Aspergillus nomiae NRRL 13137
Lineage: Eukaryota; Fungi; Ascomycota; Eurotiomycetes; Eurotiales; Aspergillaceae
Product: fatty acid desaturase
Exons: 2
Coding region: 1-1176 (391 amino acids)
Biological process (GO): lipid metabolic process
Cellular component (GO): membrane
Molecular function (GO): oxidoreductase activity, acting on paired donors, with oxidation of a pair of donors resulting in the reduction of molecular oxygen to two molecules of water
Source: RefSeq, a predicted model, not a curated record
AUGUACCAGUCAAUGCCCCAUCAGAUCAUGCAGCGAUCUACUAGAGAUGCGAUUCUCUCACGUAGAGAAAUAGAAGCUCUAAUUGCAGGGGGCCAGUCGAUUAUUAUUGUGAAUCAGAAGGUACUUCGUGUGGAUGCCUGGAUUCCGUACCAUCCCGGUGGACUUAAGACCAUCCAGCAUGUGGUUGGAAAGGAUGCCACAGAUGAGUUUACUAUAUUCCACUGCGAAGAGACGCGACAGAUGAUUGCAAGGUAUCAGAUUGGGCGGAUUGAAGGAAGAUGGAUCAAUUUCGUGCCACCAAUUCAAGGGGGAGUAUUUCGACCGGAUGAUGAUGAUGGAGAAGAGGAGUCAGCCAUCUUAGUCAAGGAACAGCAAGAUGCUUCCUCAACUGGGCUCACAGCUGCCACAGUAGAUGCAGGCAUCCACAAACGACACAGCGAGCCUGAGCCAAUGGAGAAUAUGGUCACUCAAGACGAAAUAACGUUCCUCGACACGCAAACCAAAGAAGAAGUCAAACUCACCCUGUCGCAGUACCCACCUCUGGACCCUGUCACCCAGGACGAGAUCAUCGCCAAAUACCGACUUCUGCACAGCCGAAUCCACGCCGAAGGCCUCUACAAAUGCAACUACACAGCCUACGCCUGGGAAUUCGGCCGCUGCUCCCUCCUGUUCAGCACCAUGCUCUUCUUCCUCCACAUCGGCUGGUACAACACAAGCGCCCUCUUCCUCGCCUGGUUCUGGUCCCAAAUGGUCUUCGCCGCCCACGACGCCGGCCAUAUCGGAAUCACCCAGAACUUCACGAUCGACAGUCUGAUUGGGAUGACGAUCGCCGCACCGAUCGGAGGCCUCUCCCUGGGCUGGUGGAAACGUAGCCACAACGUCCACCACAUCGUAACCAACGCGCCCGAGCACGAUCCCGACAAUCAGCACCUCCCCUUCCUGGCCGUUAACCACCGCUUCCUCGGGAACCUCUUCUCCACCUACCACGAACGACUCCUGGCCUACAACAAAGUCGCCCAAGCCCUAGUCCCUUACCAAGCUUAUCUGUACUACAUCAUUCUGCUCUUCGGCCGAUUCAACCUCUACGUGCAAUCCUGGAUCUUCCUCCUCCAAGCCCAAGGACCCCGCAAGGCCCCGCCAAAUGGCACCGCUGGUUCGAAAUCUGUGGGAAUCUAA